AGACAAUGAACACGUGACACGAGAAAGACAAAGGUUCUACUCUUCACGAGAUACUAAGAGUCAGAAGAGCAAGUCUUGAGCGGCGGUGUCUUAACAAAGAGCAAAGCUCCAACAAAACUCAUUCUCUUCUGACAGCCGCCACGCCCGUUUGUGUCGCCUUUAUAUACCACGGCGACCCCUCAACCCUGUAUGCUACACACUCCGGCUGGUCCAUACCAAAUAUUGUCGCACACGUCCUCCCGCAGCAAACUUCUUAAUUCAGCAAGCAUCGUUACCUGACCAGAACUCCUUUACCAAACGGACAUAUGCCUCACCGACGCAUGAGCGAUACAAACGGAAUCAACAAAGCAAAAAGCCCAACAUCAAGCAUUGUGCAAAGGCGAAUAGCAAGGAAGAUGUCACCCUGGAAUCGCAACCCAGCUCUUGCGGACAAAAUCGCCGAAAUGCGCCUCACCAUCGCUCCCAUAGUGCACGUCGAGACAGGAAUUCCAGCCCCCGAAUUCCCCUCUACAAUGCUCGAUCUUUUCCUCCUCACCGAAGCGCAACUCGACGCUCUAGCCACCUACUAUUCUCAGACCCAUUCAACAGAUCUCACAAGCCAAUAUCCACAGACAAUGAACUGGCAGCAGCCGUUCUUAGAUGCUAGCGACACCUUGCCAGAAAAUUGUAAAUUAGGCGAACUGGAACGGUUGAAGAUCAAGAUGAGGAUGUUUGCGAGAUUUAUUGGUAUGAGGGGUGCGGAUACGCCGCGCUGGGAGUAUGAUCGUCAGAUUGAGAUAUUGAGGAAUAAGAUCCAGAGGAGGAUUAUGGAUGAGGAGGAGAAGGUGUUGCGGAAGUUUUAUCAGGGGCCUGUUAGUAGGUCGUGAGGGGUUUGAAGGGCGCUGGGCGUGCUUUGAGUGCUGGUCACGCAUGAGGAUGAAGAGAGGUUGCGAUAUUGUGGGAGCGCUAUU
This is a messenger RNA of Alternaria rosae, 950 nucleotides long. RefSeq lists its product as uncharacterized. The record is from RefSeq and is a predicted model, not a curated record. The transcript has a single exon. NCBI's taxonomy places the organism in Eukaryota, Fungi, Ascomycota, Dothideomycetes, Pleosporales, Pleosporaceae. The coding region runs from base 306 to 866 and encodes 186 amino acids.